Molecule: messenger RNA, 2577 nt
Organism: Struthio camelus australis
Lineage: Eukaryota; Metazoa; Chordata; Aves; Struthioniformes; Struthionidae
Source: RefSeq, a predicted model, not a curated record
UGCCUCCUGGUGCCCGAGAGCCAGCGCUUUGAUUGCUACCCGGAGAGGCGCGUGGUGGUGACCCAGGAGCUCUGCGAGAGCCGGGGGUGCUGCUUCAUCGAGACCCCCCCGCCGGCGGGCGGCAAGCGAGGGGUGCCCUGGUGCUUCUACCCCCGCGACUUCCCCAGCUACACGCUGCAGAGCCUCAACCAGACCGCGCUGGGCAUGGUGGGCCUGCUGCUGCGGAGGGAGAAGACCUAUUACCCACGGGACAUCGAGAUGCUGCGGCUGGAUGUGGAGUUCGAGACGGACACGCGACUGCACCUGAAGAUAACCGAUGCUGCCAACCCUCGGUAUGAGGUUCCCCUCGAGGUUCCCCAGGCGAUGAAGAGAGCAGAAAAUCCCAUCUACAGCGUGGAGUUCUCCCGGGACCCCUUCGGGGUGCUGCUGCGGCGCAGGGCGACAGGCACGGUGCUGUAAGGCCCCUCCUUUGCNNNCUUGAUCUUUGCUGACCAGUUUCUCCAGAUUUCUACUGCCCUCCCAUCGCCGUUCCUCUACGGGCUGGGGGAGCAUCGCAGCAACCUCCUGCACAGCCUCAACUGGAGCACCCUGACGCUGUGGGCCCGGGAUGUCUCUCCCAUGGAAUCAUUCAACCUCUAUGGAGCUCACCCCUUUUACCUGGUGAUGGAGCAGGGUGGAGAUGCUCACGGUGUUUUCCUCCUCAACAGCAACGCGAUGGAGGUGGCUCUGCAGCCUGCCCCAGCCCUGACCUGGAGGACCAUUGGGGGUGUUUUGGAUUUUUACAUCUUCCUGGGGCCUGAUCCUAACAUGGUUAUCCAGCAGUACCAGCAGGUGAUAGGUUUCCCAGCCAUGCCGCCUCUCUGGGGACUAGGUUUCCACCUCUGCCGCUGGGGGUAUGGAUCAAGCAAUGAAACCUGGCAGACUGUGAAAGCCAUGAGGAAUUACCAGAUCCCACAGGACGCACAGUGGAAUGACAUUGAUUAUAUGGACGGAUACCGGGACUUCACCUUCGAUCCUGAGAAGUUUGCCUCCCUCCCCUCGCUGGUGGAAGACCUCCACAAACAUGGCCAGCGCUACGUUAUGAUUCUGGAUCCCGGUAUCAGCAGCACCAACCCUCACGGCUCCUACUGGCCUUUUGAUGAAGGCUUGAGACAGGGGUUGUUCAUAAACACCACCCAAGGGCAGCCACUAAUAGGACAGGUGUGGCCUGGCUUCACUGCGUUCGCAGACUUCUCCAACCAGGACACCCAUCAGUGGUGGCUGGAGAACCUGCAGCGUUUCCAUGCCCAGGUGCCCUUCGAUGGCCUCUGGAUCGACAUGAAUGAGCCAUCCAACUUCAUGGAUGGGUCUGAAGACGGCUGCCCCCCGGGAGACCUCGAUAACCCACCGUACGUGCCAGCUGUGCUGGGAGAUUCACUCUCCGCAAAGACGGUGUGCGCCUCGGCGAAGCAGAGUGCCUCGGUGCACUACAACCUCCACAAUCUCUACGGGCUGAUGGAAGCCAAAGCAACAGCAAGCGCCUUGGUCCAGAUCCGAGGGAAGCGCCCGCUCGUCAUCUCUCGCUCCACCUUCCCCAGCCAGGGCCGCUACUCAGGGCACUGGCUGGGUGACAACCAGAGCCAGUGGAAGGACAUGUAUUUCUCCAUCCCAGGGCUGCUGAGCUUCAGCCUCUUUGGGAUCCCGCUGGUCGGGGCGGACAUCUGCGGCUUCUCCGGCAGCACCUCGGAGGAGCUGUGUACCCGCUGGAUGCAGCUUGGCGCCUUCUACCCCUUUGCCCGGAACCACAACACUCAGAACGAGAAGGCCCAAGACCCAACGGUGUUCAGCCCUGCGGCACGGACAGCCAUGAAGGAUGUGCUGUUGACCCGCUACUCCCUGCUGCCCUUCCUCUACACGCUUUUCCACCGUGCCCACCUGCAAGGAGACACCGUUGCCCGGCCCCUGUUCUUUGAGUUCCCCCAGGAUGUGACCACUUAUGGGAUAGACAGGCAGUUCCUGUGGGGACGGAGCCUGCUGGUGACACCGGUGCUGGAGCCUGGGGCAGACUCAGUCAUGGGCUAUUUCCCCCGAGGCGUGUGGUACGACUUCUACACGGGCUCGUCCGUGAACAGCAGUGGGGAGAUGCUGAAGAUGUUGGCUCCUCUGGACCACCUCAACCUGCAUGUCCGGGAGGGUGCCAUCCUCCCCACCCAGAAACCUGGGAUCACCAGCGAGGCAAGCCGAGGGAACCCACUCCGCCUGAUCGUGGCCUUGUCCCAGAGUGCCACCGCCUGGGGUGACCUCUUCUGGGAUGAUGGCGAGAGCUUGGACACCUUUGAGCGGGGCAGCUAUUCCUAUCUGGUGUUCAACGUCACGCAGAACAUCUUCACCUCCACCGUCCUCCAUGCCAGUGCGGAGGCCACGUACGUCACCAUUGACACGCUGAGCAUCUUCGGCGUUCGGGAGCCCCCCAGCAAGGUCAUCCUAAACGGCCAGGAGAAGCCCUUCUCCUACUUGGACAACCAGGUCCUCACGGUGAGCGGCCUCGGCCUCGGCCUCAGUCAGGGCUUCUCCCUCCGGUGGCUGUGAGCACCGGGC